Radiomyces spectabilis is the source of this 516-nucleotide messenger RNA. RefSeq lists its product as uncharacterized. The record is from RefSeq and is a predicted model, not a curated record. Lineage: Eukaryota; Fungi; Mucoromycota; Mucoromycetes; Mucorales; Radiomycetaceae. The coding region runs from base 55 to 516 and encodes 153 amino acids. The transcript is spliced from 2 exons.
CUCCAAUUUACAAUCACAGCUUCAGAUAAAAAAGCCUCCAUCAUCAACACUGUUAUGAACGCCAUUGGCUGGCGCAACGAGUUCAUUGAACCGCUACGUGACUCGUCGCUCGUGUUCAUCACCUUACGAAACAUACGUAUUUAUUCGCAAAUACAUUUGUCACUCGGAGUUGCGUUGUCGAAGAAUGAAACGUUUGAUCUCAAUGGCUGUGUUCAAGAAGGAUUCUUCGUCGAAAACAUACGUGAACUCAUCGAAUUUUACGUCGAGUUUUUUUGUCGUCACAUAUCGUUUACGCCAACGACUCUCACAAAUGUUCAGCAAAAUGCAUUGUAUCAGGCGAAGCAGAUCCAUGCAACUUACACCAGCAAUCUCAAAUAUCGCUUCAGACAACAUUUGUGGCAUUUGGUGAAUUUGCUUCUCGACGUUAAAAACCAACGUAAUAACCUCAAAGUACGAUUGCAAAACGAGGGCUUAUCGCACAUGAAAUAUCAGCAAGACGGCGCGAAAAAUUUAUGA